GCGCAUUUGGCAGUUGGCAGCCGGCCGCAUUCGGCGGCACCUCGCCCCGGGCCCGUCCCCCAUUUCCCGGCUUUCCCUCCGGGGGUUCUGACCCCUCGCCCCCGGGCGGCCGGCCCCGGUUGCCGGGGACCUCCGCAUGCUGCCCCAGGGGCAGGCAUUCGCCAGAUCUGGAACGCCGAGCCCAAUACCGGCGUGCGCGCGCACGGCCGCCGACGGGGGAGACGCGUCCGGGGCGGGCUGCCUGGCAAGUGCGGAGGGUGAGCCGCGAAGCGCCGACAGCGGGGCAGCGUGUGAAUACGCGUGUGGUCCCCCUGUGCUCUCGCCGCGCCAUCACUAGCCGGAUCCCGGACACGCGGCAGGAGGGGGACCGGCGUCGGAUGCCAUGCUCCCCGCGCUAAGGGCCGGCACACAACUAUAUGACGGCGCCUCUCGCGGCAUUCGCCGCAGCCACUUGCCUCGCAACUCUCCCCGCCCCCGCAUUUCCCCCCUCCUGAUCCGCGGCCGCUCCCCUCCCCCGGCUCCUCGGCCUCGCGCUAUCCUGUGGCUCUCGAGCAUGCUUCGGCCACGCCGGCGGCCGGCCGGCCCCCUCCGGGCGGCCCUGCGACUGCUGCUGGGCCUGGGCGCCCUGCUGGCCUGCGGGCUGGCCUCCACGCCGGUGGGGCUCCUCCGGUCGGCCGGGCCCCUGCACUUUGCCCUGCCCCCCGGCGCCGCGGGCACCCUCGGUGCCUUCCACAGCGGCCAGCCCAGCCAGCUGGUGGUCAGCCCACCCGACCAGCCGGCCACCCUCCACCGGCAGACCGCCAUCCUCACCACGUACCAGGACAUCCGACUGGGCAGUCUCUUCGGCCGGGCGCCCUCAGACCCGCUGCCCGGGCCGCCCGGCGGCGACACGGCCCCCGAUGUCCAACUGAUCAUCUCGCCCAGCCCCAACGGGCCGUGCCUCUUCAGCCUGUCCAGUGCCAAUGCCGGCUUCUUCCGUGCCGGCCAGUGGCUCCUGAACCCCAUCGCCGCGGGUGCCGUGGCCCUGGCACACACGGCAUUCGAAAGCAACACCGCCUUCCUCCUGCUCCAUUGGCCGGACUCCAACCAGCUGAAGCUUGCCACCUUCCCAAACACCGGCAUGGCCAAGGUCAUCGAUCUUGGCACGGCGAUGGCCGGCCCAGCACCGCUGGCCGCCGCGGCCGGCACCCCGCUGGCCUUCCUCACAGCCCGGGGCACCCAGGUGAAAGUCUUCUUCCCGACAGCCAAUGGCCAGGGGAUGGCCAACUCCUUUGCCACUAAUCUGCCAGCCCCGGUGGUCGGCUCGCCGAUCAUCACUCGCUUGCGUCCCGGUGACCCGGCCCUUGCGCUGUUUCUGCUCAAUUCAGGCCAGGUGGCGUCCUAUGCGAUUGACUACAACAAUCUGUCCUCUCAUGGCGACAUUUACGUCCCGGACGGAGCUGCCGCCGAUGCCCGGCUCUUCGGCGCCAGCUGCCUCGAGCUCGGCCCCAAUGACGGGGGUCCCCUGUUUCUGGCCAAUCCCGGCCCCGAUGGUCGGCUGUGGCGGCUGAAUGUCGACACCGGUGGCCACCUCGCCGGCUGGACGGAGCUCCGGCUGCCGGCCGGCACCCUUGCCGGUGCCCUGCGCCCGGUGCUCCUGAACACGGCCACCGGCCCGAUGUGGACCCUGGCCGACUCGCAUGCAUACCUCCAGGCCGAUGUGUUCGGCUGCUCCACCACCGACCCGACCAUCUCCUGCUCGGCCACCGAGUACACCUGCGCCAGUGGCAGCGUCCCCUCCGGACUGCUGAUGGAUGGGCGCCUGUGUGCUGGCUGCGAGGAUGGCACCACCGCCUCGAGCCCCUGGUCCGCUGCCGCACCCUGCACGGCCUGCAUGCAGGCCGGCUGCCUCGUUUGCCACGACGCCAGCUGCCUCCAUUGCCCGGCCGGCACCCUGCCCCAAACCGACAUGCAAUCCGGCGACACCGUCUGCGUGAGCUCCUGCGCAGCUGGCUACCACGCGGCCGGCGGCCGCUGCCUGCCGGUGAUGCCACGCCGCCCGCGCGGGCUGACGCACCCGGAGCCGAGAUUCCAGGGGCCCGGCGGCUCGGGCGCCCCUCCGAUGUCGGGGGCCCGGCUUUUGGCCCCGACGUGCCUGGCCACCGCCAAUGGCCAGCUGUCGCUCCUGCUCGACCCCCCGAGCGGCCGGGCUUCCGAUACGCGCCUGCUUCUCUUUCACUCGGAUCCCCAGCACAAGCCGGCCAUCCUCCACGCGAAUGUCUUCAGCGGGCCCCCGGCCGCCGGGCCGCUGUUCGAUGUGCACCCGCUUGACCUCUGGCCAGCCGAUGCGCCCACCUUCACGCACUUUCUGAAUUUGCUCCCGGUCGAGCAGACGUCCGGUGCCCCGGCCGCGGCCCUGCUCGGCUGCCAUGGCCACACCCUGCACUGGGGCAAGGUGAUGUGCAAUGGGCCGGCUUCCCUGGCGGGGUCUUGCGCCGCAUACUUCGGCACCUUCACCGACACCGAGGCCCCUUGCUACGGCCUCCGCGCGUUGGCUCCGAAUUUGGCGGCCGUCCUGGGCGCGCGCAGCGGCCUGCGCCUGGCCAUGCUCCACCCCUCGGGCGGCAUUCGCAUGCAGAGCCUGCCGGGCUACAUCCAGCCCCCGGCGGUGCUGCCGCUGUUGUCCCACUCGAGCGCGGUGUCCGAUUGGCUGCUGGCCGUGGGCCCCCAGCAGUCGGGCUUCCUGCCCCUGAAUAUGGCCCUGGUGCAGGACCCGCGGCUGGAAGCAGCGCCCCCGGCCCUGCGCCACAUGGUGCCGGACGGCUGGGUCCCGGUGGCCCUGCCGCACAAAACGCGCAGCCUGGCGGAGGUCUUCUUGACGGGCCUUCACCAUGAUUCCCCGCCCGGCGGUGAGACUCCCCCCGCAUGGGUCGUGGAGCAUGUCCCCCUGUCUGGCGGCGAGGCGCAAUGGACCGUCGCCGGGCUCUCCACCCAGGAACAGGUGCUCGGCCGGCUGCCGGUCGACCCCGGGCCGGAUGUCCAUUUCCGGGUCCUCUCCACGCCGGGCGAUGUGAAUGUCCCAAGCGCCCUGCUGCUGCUGUCCCCGCGGGUGGUGGGCUUUGCCCAACUCCAGUGCCUGCAGUUGGGCGGCUGCUGGCUUCGGGACGCUUGGUUCCAGGUCCUCUCGGCGGACCUGGCCUUCGAUCCGGCACUGGCCCUGCCGCUGCCCCAGAAUGCCAGCCCCUCCACCCGCGUCGACAUGCUGGUCAUCCGGCCCGGCAUCGGCCUGGCGACCCUGGCCCUUGAGGAACAGUGCGGCAGUGACUUCUCCGACCCGAACCCCUGCGUACCCUGCCAUCCGCGCUGCGCCACCUGCUCCGGAAGCAGCCCCUCCCAAUGUAUCAGCUGCUCUCUGGCAGCAUGGCGCGAGCCGUUCGACUGCCUGGACUACUGCCCGGAGGGGCUCGUCCACCAGGGAAACCAGUGCGUCUGCCAUGACACCUGCUCCGAGUGCCAAAAGGUCCCCUCGACCGAGCGGUACCAAUGCCAGGCGUGCCAGGCCGGCUGGGCCCUGGAGCCGGGGGCUCACCCCGUCCGGUGUCUCCAAUGCCAUGACUCCUGCUCCAUGUGCACCGCCGGGGAGGACCCGGCCGCCUGCACCGCCUGCCACCAGGGCCACUACCUGCAGGGUUCCCAGUGCCUGGACAGCUGCCCGGUCGGCCUCUGGCCAGACAACCUGCUGAAUCGGUGCCAGCCCUGCCCGGAGGUGUGUCUCUCCUGCACGAGCACCACGCACUGCACCCUUUGCCGGCCGGGGUUCAUCCCGGCCGGGGGCCAAUGCAGGCUGUGCCACAGCAGCUGCCUCUCCUGCACCGACGAGGUCAGCUGCUCCGCCUGCCGGCCGGGGCUGGUCUUCCUGGACCCGGACCCGGGCAUGCCGUCGCUCUGCGGCAGCACCUGCCCGCCGGGGGAGUUCCCCGGGCCCGAGCGGUGCACCCGGUGCGACCGCUCGUGCGACCUGUGCGCCGGCGGGGCCGCCCGCUGCCUGGUGUGCGCCGAGGGCUUCCGGUGGGACAUCGCCGCCCCGGGCCCCGGCAAGACGGGCGCCUGCGUGCCCUGCCCGGCCGGCUGCGCCUCCUGCAUCGGCACCGGCCCCGGCACCAGCCGGUGUCUGUCCUGCGGGGCCGAGCACUUCCUCACCCAAGAUGGCACGUGUGCCGGGUCCUGCCCGGCGGCCACCUUCGGCGAGACCACCCAGUGGACCUGCCAGCCGUGCGAUGUGUCCUGUGGCGCCUGCCUCGGGGGCGGGGCCGACCAGUGCACCGGCUGUGCCGCCGGGCUGGAGCUGGUGGAGGUCACCUCCGGCGCCGGGACCUGCGUGUCCGGCUGCCCGGAGGGCCAGUACCGCGCGGGCACCGACUGCCUGCCCUGCGACGCGGCCUGCGCCACGUGCAACGGCCCCACGGACAAGGACUGCUGGCGGUGCGCCUCCGGCGUCCUGCAGGACGGCGACUGCGUGCAGGCCUGCGCCGCCCAGCAUGUGGCCGUGGCCGACCGGUGCCUGCCCUGCCACCCCUCGUGCGGAAGCUGCACCGGGGUCCGGAGCACCGAGUGCACCGCCUGCCCGGGGGGCCUGCUGGCCCUGCCGGCCGGGCAGACCCCGGGCCGGUGCCCCGGGGGCAUGGCCCACGACGAUGAGGACGCCACCGUGAUGAACACCAUGCUGGAGCUGUCCCUCCCGGGCAGCAUCCUGGUGAGCAUUGCCAAUGACUUCGCCCCGCUCAACGAGGAGGCACUGGGCGCCGGGACCCAGGCGUCGGUCUACGCGGCGCGCGCCGUCGGGGCCGGCAUCUCCGACCGGCUGGGCUGUCCGGGCACCGUAGCUAUCAAGCAGCUGAAGGCCGCGCGCAUGACCCCCACGCAAGUGACCCUCUUCCAGAACGAGGUGGCCCUGAUGUGGCUGCUGCGCGACGCGCCGAACGUCGUCCGGCUGUACGGCUACAGCGAGCAGCCGCCGGCCAUCGUCAUGGAACGCUACCAGACGGAUCUGGCCACGCUGCUGCACUCGGAGGUGCCACUGGCGCCGCAUGUCCUGCUGGACAUGUGCCAGCAGUGGGCCUCCGGGCUGGAGGCCAUGCACGCGCAGGGGAUCGCCCACCGGGACCUGAAGCCGGGCAAUGUCUUUGUCAGCCAGCGCCCGGACGGCGGCUGGCGCGCGGCCCUCGGCGACCUGGGCACCUCGCGCAACCUCAACACCGACCGGUCGUCGACGCUGGUGAGCCAGGCGCCGGAGCUGAAUGCCAUGACGGCGCGGUACGCGGCGCCGGAGGUGCUGGCCGCCUUCCACCGGAAGCGCCCGCUCGAUUGCGAGCUCUUCCUCCCGGCGGACAUCUACUCCGCGGCCAUCAUGCUGUGGGAGUGCCUCAUGCGCACGGUCCCCUGGCAGGGGAGGGACUUCGAGCAGAUCAGCUCCGGGGUGCUGGCCGGCGAGCGGCCGGCCAUCGCCUUUGACGGGCCGCUGGCGGACCUGCUGCCGCUGGCGUGGGACGCCAACCCGCACGCCCGGCCGCCAGCGGCCUCCCUCCGCCAGAAGGCCGCCAUGGCUGCCCUGUCAACGGAAAUGCCCUGA
Molecule: messenger RNA, 5608 nt
Organism: Fonticula alba
Lineage: Eukaryota; Rotosphaerida; Fonticulaceae
Product: TKL protein kinase
Exons: 3
Coding region: 383-5608 (1741 amino acids)
Biological process (GO): protein phosphorylation
Molecular function (GO): protein kinase activity; ATP binding
Source: RefSeq, a predicted model, not a curated record